UCUAUGAUGUCAUUUCUAGAAAAUUGAAAUAGCGACACCGGUUAAGCUCAACAAUUUUUAGUUGAAAAAAAUCUGUUUAUCUGUCUGUGUAAAUCAUAUAAUAAGAAAAAUGACUAAUAAAAAAGAUGCAAUUUUUGACCUUAUUAAAGAAAUAGGAUAUACUGGUCCACUCUUGGAUAAAAUUGAAUUUUAUAAGGCAAUUGAAGAAGGCCCAAAAAGUAUAGAAUUUAGUUGCCUGGUAAGCUAUCUCUGUAGUGAAUUGCGAUUACUGGCUGACUUAGAUGAAUGUGUGAAUCCAAUGGCUACCACUGAAGACUCCAUUUCUUUUAUACUAGAAGUUAGCUCACUUUUGAAGGAAUCAGGUUGCCCCUAUAGUUCACUUAUUCAUGGCCAUGCAAGUGAUAGAUUUGCUACUGUGGAUGAUAGGCUGCUGUUGUUAGAUUACUUAAUAACAGAAGUCAUGGCUGCUAGAAUUCUUGAAGAAAAUAAGCCUGCAAAAAAAUUGGAACUUAAACUAAAUGAAACACCACAAGCGGCCGAUUUAAGGAAGAUAUUACAAACAUUAGGAUUUUCAAGGCCCCCACCAAAUAUUACUGUUCAAACAUUAAUUCAAAAAUUGACCCAGUCAAUUCAAAAUACCAUUUCAAAAGCUAAUCCAGAUCUCAUUGGUAAUUCUUUAUUUAAUGGCAUGCUUUCGGAAGCACAAUGGGAUAAACUCAACGACGUUCAUAAGGAAUUGCAAGAGGAUUAUACAAUUCGAAGGGAAACUUUAUUAAAACGUUUAGAUUGCACUGUUCAAUCUUUUCAAUGGUCAGAUAAGACUAAAGGUAAAGAAGAACUAUUUGAAGACGUUUAUGAAAAAAAGAGAAAAAUACUUAAGUCUGAACCAGAUGUAGAUAUAUCCGAUCUUUUAGCUGCGAGGGAUGAUUUGGCUGUUAUUGAAAAAACCAGCAAUUCAACAGUUAGAAAAAACACUCAGUCAGCAAUCAGUAAAGUUAUUAUUGGAAAGGUUCCUGACAGAGGGGGCAGAACAUCAGAACAAGCUCCUCCUCCACCUGAAAUGCCUUCAUGGCAACAACGAACCGCAGGACCACCUCCAGGCGGUCGUGGAGGUAGAGGGGGUGGUGGUGGUAGGCAACAAGGUCGACGGGGCGGAGGACAACAACAGAGCAGCGGUUCAUUUAAUAAAAACAGCUUUGGUGGCAGCUCAGGUAGUUUAAAUCGAAGUGGGGGAGGAUAUGACAAUGCUGGUAGUUAUGGGGGUAACGUGAACUACCAACAAGGAAAAAGCGACUACAGUCGCGGGGGAGGGAGCAGUUACUCUCGAGGAGGAAGCGAUGUUGGCAAAGGAGGGAGUGACUAUAAUCGGGGCGGAAAUGAUUACAAUAGAGGAGGUAAUUAUUUCAAUCAAGGAGGGAGCAACUAUAAUCGAGGUGGGCACGACGACAACAGAGGUGGGAAUAACUACAAUCGAGAAGGAAAUGAUUACAAUAGAGGAGGCAAUGAUUAUAGUAGAGGAGGUAAUGAUUACAAUCAAGGAGAAAGCAACUAUAAUCGAGGAAGGAAUGAUUAUAACCAAGGAGGAAGCGGUUACUACCGACGGGGAGAAAACGACUACAAUCGAGGAGGCUCCGAUUAUGGACGAAGCAGCGCUCCCUUUGAUAGUGCUGGAAGCUAUGAAAUGGAAAGUACGUAUUCCCAAAACGCUGGAACCUCUUAUUCUCAGGAUAAUAACUACUACUCAUCCUCAGGUAGAACGAGUGCCAAUUACAAUGAGCCAAAAAGGCAGAAAACUUAUGAGCAAUUUCAACAAAACAAAUCAACUUACGCGGACCAGUAUGUUCAAGAAAGUAGACAGAAUCAGCAAUACCGGCCUCGAAACGAGAACACGGGCGGGCGAGGUCGAUCCAAUUACAACAGAGGAGGUUACAGAUAAGUCACUAAUUUUUAUUUAUUAAUGCGCUUGUGAUCUUUCUUAUUUGGUAUUGUACUUCUAAUUUCGAGUUUAGUAGCGCAAUAUUGGUUUGCAUAAUACUAAAAAUAUUCAAACGAACUCGCGAUAGUCAAUUGAAAGUAAUUUUUGAUUACAAAUCUCAUUAUUUAUUUUCAAGAUGUAUAUUAAUUUUUUUAGCAAAUGCAUAUAUUUACUAAUUGAAAAAUAAAGUACUUGAAACUUCACUCAGUUUUAUUAACUGAUGUCUGUUAUAAAAAUAUACGUAAAGUAGCAAAUUGAGAAGUUGGUUGAAAACAAUUAAAAACGAAAUAAUAUUACAUAAAAAUGAAACGAGUCUUAAUGGUAAUUCAAUAUAUUUGUUUAAAACAGUUAUCAAAUAAGUGACUUAGAAAUGUAUCACAUACUUAUUACAUUAAAUGAUAACACAAGUACUAUUAUUGUACAAUAACUACAUUUGUGUAACUUAGAAGGGGUAAUUACAUUAAAUAAAUACAAUUCAUUAUAAUAAUGAUCAGUAAUCUUUAAAUAAAACAUGUUCAGU
Agrilus planipennis (emerald ash borer) is the source of this 2495-nucleotide messenger RNA. RefSeq names its product protein FAM98B. Gene Ontology annotation, cellular component: tRNA-splicing ligase complex. The record is from RefSeq and is a predicted model, not a curated record. The coding region runs from base 110 to 1936 and encodes 608 amino acids. Lineage: Eukaryota; Metazoa; Arthropoda; Insecta; Coleoptera; Buprestidae. The transcript is spliced from 6 exons.